Messenger RNA from Loxodonta africana (African savanna elephant), 863 nucleotides. It is a transcript of the gene PLGRKT, whose product is annotated as plasminogen receptor with a C-terminal lysine. Lineage: Eukaryota; Metazoa; Chordata; Mammalia; Proboscidea; Elephantidae. The record is from RefSeq and is a predicted model, not a curated record. Gene Ontology annotation, biological process: positive regulation of plasminogen activation. The coding region runs from base 137 to 580 and encodes 147 amino acids. The transcript has 5 exons. Gene Ontology annotation, cellular component: plasma membrane.
UCCCUUCCAUGGCCAGCCAAUCCCGAGGCUCUGCGGGGAGAACCGGAUGACAGCCGCUGCCGCAGGGAAAGCCGCGGGCUGAGUCCGCGCUCAGGUCACCGCGUCCCUCCGCUGCCGUCGGCGCCGCGAAGUCAAGAUGGGAUUUAUAUUUUCAAAAUAUAUGAAUGAAAACAUGAAAAAUCAGCAGGAGUUCAUGCUUAUGAACACUCGGCUUCAGCUGGAAAGGCAACUAAUAAUGCAGAAUGAAAUCAGAGAAAGACAAAUGGCCAUGCAGGUGGCUUGGUCUCGGGAGUUCUUCAAAUAUUUUGGAACUUUUUUUGGCAUUGCAGCCAUCUCUUUAACAGCCGGAGCAAUAAAAAGGAAGAAGCCAGCCUUCCUCUUACCCAUUGUUCCAUUAAGCUUUAUUCUCACCUAUCAGUAUGACUUGGGCUAUGGAACACUUCUGCAAAGAAUGAAAGGUGAAGCGGAGAACAUACUGGAAACAGAAAACAGCAAGUUGGAGUUGCCAAGAGGACUGAUCACUUUUGAAAGCCUUGAAAAAGCCAGAAGGGAACAGAGUAAAUUCUUCAUAGACAAAUGAAAUCGUGUUUACCCACUGACUCGCAAAGCACAAAAUUGUUAGCAUGAAUCAUGGUUUCUAUAAUUUUUUAAAUGCUCAAGAUUUUGAUAUAAUUGGUUUUAUUGUAAAAUAUUAAAAUGCAGAAUGAGUUGUGUUAAACUAUUUUAAAAUAAAGUUUGUAACAUUUGCCAUAAAAUCAUGGAAGUACUCUAAAUACCUUGCAGAUUUCCUCUGUAUGUGUUUGUAAUGCAAAUACCUAAGUGCAAAAUUAAUAAAUUUUAUUGUUUUGAAUUCCCAGAGACAA